Messenger RNA from Danio aesculapii, 5689 nucleotides. RefSeq names its product myotubularin related protein 10 (gene mtmr10). The record is from RefSeq and is a predicted model, not a curated record. The transcript has 16 exons. Lineage: Eukaryota; Metazoa; Chordata; Actinopteri; Cypriniformes; Danionidae. The coding region runs from base 435 to 2732 and encodes 765 amino acids.
CUAAUAAACAUGGCUGAACUGAACACGGACGGUGAAUAACAGGACUGAACGCGUCUGCAGCAGCAGCACAGGACUCACACACACAUACACACACUCACUCAAACUGUUGAUUCAGGCAAGAAGACCGAACAUGACGUGAACGUUUAUACGGGGAAACUAAAGCAGCAAAAAGUUUGACAGCCGCCAACGAAGAGAGACUUCAGCGGGACAGACAGAGCAGGCUGAGCUCAGAUUCUACUGCACACAGAGCAGAUACUAAAUUUUGCUUUUGCAUUUAUGGAAAUUAUUCUUUAAACGCCUCUUCUACUGAAGAAACCCUGGAUUUGAUGCUUUGAGCUAGCAGUAAAACAAUUUUGGUUUACGUUUUAAGAGUCUUAAGCUGCUCUUAUAUGGAUUUACCAUUCGCAUUUUUGUUGUAUCGGCUCGUGUAAACUAUGUUCUCCGGUAAACAAACCAAGCCGACUUUCAAGUCUUAUCUUCCUCCACUUCAGACCGAUUUGAAGAAAAGUCCACAACUGCCUAUCAAGAAGCUAGAAGCAAAACUUUUACCAGGUGAAAUAGUUGUGAACGAGGCGAACUUUGUAAGGAAGUGCAUUGGUGCAGACAGUAGUCAGGAUGACCUCUGGGGCAAACUUGUGUGUACCAACUUCAAGGUCUCCUUCAUUGCCCAUAAUUCAUUGCCACAGCAGAGAUUUCAGUGUACCCACCGGCUUCUGGGUGAGCAUGAUAUCACGCUGGCUUGUGUGGAGCAGGUAGUAACAGUGAAUGAUGUUAAAGGGAAGCAGAAGAUCUUAGGAUCCAACCAGAAGCUGAAAUUUAACCCUACUGAGCUUAUUCUCUACUGCAAAGACUUCCGGAUCAUCCGAUUCCGCUUUGAUGAAGCUGGACCUGAGAGUGCUAAAAAGGUAUGCCUGGCCAUCGCUCAUUACUCCCAUCCUGCUGACCCACAGCUACUCUUUGGCUUUGAAUACGUCGGAAAGCGAUAUCAUGGAUCAGCGGGUGAGCGGGUGAAUGGUGUUGACCCUGGCGGGGGUUUGCAGACUCCCCUGUUUGACUGUUCUUCAGACUGGGACAGAGAGAUCAAGCGUACCGGUGCCUCCGAAUGGAGGGUGUGUACCAUCAAUCAAGGCUAUUUCAUCUCACCCAGUCUUCCAGAGUACUUUGUGGUUCCGGUCUCUCUAGCGGAUCAGGAUCUGAAGCAGUACGCCUGCUGCUUUUACUCUCAGCGUAUCCCGUUGUGGUGCUGGAAUCACCCCAGUGGAAGUGCUCUGGUCCGCAUGUCUAACAUCAAUGACCCGCAACAGCAAAGAAAAGUGGAACAGAGGAUUUCCAGCGCCAUCACUAAAAGCCACCCACUGCGCAGUGAUGUCUUCAAGUCGGAUUUAGACAAAAACCUCCCAAACAUCCAGGAUAUUCAAGCUGCUCUUCUGAAACUGAGACAGAUCUGCGUUAUAGAGUCAUUUGAGGAGUCUGAAGAGAAAUGGCUGUCAUCCUUAGAGAGUUCAAGAUGGAUGGAGUAUGUCAGGACAUUUUUGCAGCACGCAGUAGAGGUUGUCUAUAUGCUGGAGAGUAGACAUGUGUCUGUCAUACUCCUUGAGAAGGAGGACCGGGACCUGAGCUGUGUGAUUUCCAGUCUGGUGCAGCUUAUGUGUGAUCCUCACUGCAGGAGUCUGCAUGGCUUCCAGGCUUUGAUCCAGAAGGAGUGGGUGAUGGCUGGGCAUCGCUUCCUGGACCGCUGCAACCAUCUGAAGAAGAGUGACAAAGAGGAGUCUCCUUUGUUUCUGCUGUUCCUGGACUGUGUGUGGCAGCUAUGGAAUCAGUAUCCAGCAGCGUUCGAGUUCACUGAGGUCUACCUGACAGUGUUGGGGGACAGUAUGUGGGUCCCUGUUUUCAGCACCUUCCUCUUCAACUGCCCUCGACAAAGAGCAGAGCACAGCAGGGAUUUUGCAAGCAGUAAAAGUAUUCACCUGGGGCAGGACCAGGCUCUGCGUUUUCCUCCAGUGUGGGACUGGUCUCAACAGUUCAGCCUUAAAGACCAGACUCUUUUUAAUAAUCCCCUGUACGUGGGCAAGAUCGCCACCUGUUUGCAGAACGGCACAGUGAAGACCUUUACACACAGGCGCAGCAAGAAAAACUACAGUUCCACUGUGCGCGGUUUGCCUUCACUCAUGCGGAAUGGAUCUCUUGGGCCGAACGACACCCUGACCCGCCGAAACUCUCUUGUGCUGCGCCUGCGUUCUGACUUGUCUCAGGUGCGGGAGCAGCAGGAGACCCCAUCAGAGCGCUUCGUUCGGGACUUCUUCUCUCGGCCCGUCGAUCUGCAAGGUCUGCUGCUCCCCCAGCUCCUCCCGUCUCACCUCUCCGUCUGGAAGCUGUACUUCCUACGCUGGGUCCCUGAGGCCCAGAUCCCACACGGCGGGCCUGUCACUGCCUUCCACAAGCUCUCAGUGCUCACAGACGAGAUCGAAAUGCUCCAGAAUCAGCUGAAGCAGUACAAAGGAGCAGGCGGGACCGCUAACACAUCCCACGCAGAGCAUAGCAAAAUGUACUUUAAGGCCACUUCCACUCCUCAGCAGUGCCCUGCUCCACCAGAAUACCUCAGCUCCUCGUUCCCCUUCUCUCCUGUGGGCAAUCUGUGUCGGCCUAGCAUUUUGGGGACUCCUCUAAGCAAGUUCCUCAAUGGGGCCAAAAUCUGGCUCUCUACAGAGACGCUGGCCAAUGAGACCAUCUGAGGAUCAACAUGAAGAUCUCGCUUGUUGUGAAUGCACAGGCUUGUGGUACAGACACGUUUUAUCCAGUCUGUUGAGAGCAGUCAACUGGUGAGGUUUGUUUUUUAAUUUUGAAUUCUUGCACAUGAUUAAAUAUAAAGCUCCAAUCGCACAUCUUUCUGACUUGGGAUUGUUUGGAUCUGUUCUACCUGUGUUGUGGUGGAUUUUUUUUUCUUGAAGAGUUUGUGGCAUUAGAUGGAAAGGAAGUUAAACCGGUAAUGCUUUGCAUAUUUAUGGGUCAGUUUGUUUAUAUUAGAUAAAGCAUUUGCUAUCACGAACAAACAAUAAAUGGUUUAUAUUUACAUUUACAUUUACAUUUAGUCAUUUAGCAGACGCUUUUAUCCAAAGCGACUUACAAAUGAGGACAAGGAAGCAAUUUACACAACUAUAAGAGCAGCAGUGAACAAGUGCUAUAGACAAGUUUCAGGUGUGUAAAAGUCUAAAUAAUAUAUAUAUAUAUUAUUACUAUAUAAUACUACUAUAUAACUAUAAACUUAAUAAACUAUAAACUAUAACUUAAAUAUUACUAUAUAACACAAAUUAGUAUGUGCAAUUCACAUUUCCAAUGUUUUUACAACUUCAAAUGGCUUUUAUUGCAUUGGAAAUCAUUUUAUUCUGUUUAUUCCUGUGAUGGCAACUUCAGCGUCACAUGAUCCUUCAGAAAUCAUUCUAAAUACACAUUUGCUUUAUUUGGUAUGGUUAUCUGUUGUAAACGGUUAACCUGCUUAAUAUUGAUUAAAAACGUUGCAUUUCUUUCUGGACUUUUUGGCUAAUAUAAAGUUCAGAAGGAUCACAUAUAUUUGGAAUGCAAAUCUUCUAAAAAUUUGUGAAAACAUUGUGAAUUCAUUUGAAAUCAGUAAGAAUGCUUUAAAUUGGGGUUUAAAAUGUCAUUUAUUUCCUAAAAAUGUCUUGCCGAUGCCAAAUUGUUAAUUUAAACAAUUUUAAUUCAUUUUUAUCCGCAACACAUUCAGUGUUUAUACAACUUAAAACUAGAAUGGGCUCUAUGCACAGCUAGUGUUUUUCAGCCUGUGAUGAACCUCAAGUGAAAGGUUUAUGUGAGUAUUUUCAAUUUAAUAAGCUUCUUUUUACAGCAUCGAUGUUGUAAUGUGAUUAAAAUACAAUCAGUUAAAUAGACUUAAGCAUACAUUUGGUUGUAAAAGCGUAAAAAGAGACCAAAAAAAAAAAACAUUUAAACGCAGCCGCCGUCAUUAGCUGCAGGCUAGCGCAGAAAAUACUGGGGUAAAAUUAAUUUUUAUCAUGCAAGAAAGAACAUUACAAAGAUACAGUAUGAACAAGAGACAAAAAGGGUUACAUAAAUACCAUUUAUAAGUUUAAAUGAUUUACACCAAGAAAGAGUUUUACAUGCAAAGUAAUUGUUAGAGUCUUUUAAAGAGUUCACAUGUAGAUCAAAGUCCUUUCUCAAAAUAAAAAAGCAAGGGUGUUUCUUCGAAAAUGUACAUUUAUGGCUGUAAAAUUUUGCCAAAAAAGCAACGAAUUAAUAAUAAAAAUACAACGAGAAGGAUCUACAUUCAGGGAGUAACCAAAGAAUACAACUUUUGGGGAAGUACAAGUUUGGAAAUAAGAAUUUUUCAUGAAAUUGGAGAAGUCAAUCCAAAAAAACUAUACACUAAGUGCACUCCCAAAAUAAAUGAUUUAGUGUUUCAUCAUAUUGAGUACAAAAUGAGAAUUUAGAGGAAAUAUUGCUAUUAUAUUUAGCUAGUUUGGUAGAAAUCAGAUCUUAAUUCAGCUAUUUUGUAUGGGAUGACAAUUCACCGGAAGCCCUGGGGCUGUCUGUCUGAAAUUAUAACUCUGUGUGCAUAUACCCCAUUGAAUACAAUUAUAGAAUGACCAUUAAAUGCAUGUUCUUGAUACCUAAUGCACUAAUUAAAGAACAAACUGAUCCUCAUUAUAAGGCAUUAUCAUAGAACUGUAAAUGAAAUCUGUAAAAUGUACAUAUCUUUUCAUAGAUUUAAGAUUUCUUGAAGCCUUCUGGCAAGGUCUAACUGUAGCUAGCUUUAUUAAAAUCAGUAACCAAAAUUGUGAAACUUGAUAUGGGAGCGGACAGGGUUUAUCAGUGUAAACCCCACAGCAGGCAAUAAACUGUGCACACACGGGCGUCUCUCAGGCGGGCUGGAACCGCGCGGCGCGCUCUUUCUCUCUCUGAAGCACAGCAUUGGUUGUUUGGAAAUGACUGACAGCUGCUCGAGCCAAUCAGCUGGUUAAUUUGACGAGUAGCGAAGCAGGCGGCAUCUCAAACCCAAGUGUCAAAUAAGAGUUGAGGAAAUUGUGCUGAGGCACCUGUGAACUUUUGCUUUAGCUAUUUGGAGUUAUUUUAAUAGUGCAACCGUGAUGUUGUUGGUUUGAUAUGUAGCCUUUACAUAUUAUAGAUUCUCUUAGUGGUUUGGGAUUGCAUUUUUAUUUUAUUUUUUUGUACAAAAUUAUAGUUUGUUUUCUCCUAGAACUGGUACUCACCCAUUUCCCCCGAUACCCUAGUCUGAAGUAAUGCACAGUAAGUGUGUAGUUUACCGCGAAUGCUGUCGUGAGUAUGACAACUGUGUUUGUUUGUAACAACAGCACAGUUUGAUUUGUCAAACAGCACUGAUAUUUAUUCAGUUAUGCUAAGAAACUAAAACAGGGAUCUUGUACAAAUCCUCUGUGCCUUGUUUUGGCCUCUGAACUGCAGUGAACCUGUUGUUGUUCUGGAUAUUAAAAAAGAAGAAGCUUCACAGCUCAUCGUGGGAGUUUUCCAUUGGUGUGUAAGUGAACAAUGCUGACUAAUUCCAAAGCUUUGUGUGGAAAUGAAUCAGAUAUCAGAGGUUGGACUGUUGUGUUUUAAUAAAGGUUACUUCGGUUUGUUUGUAAGCUAGCAAUAUGCAAACUUUGGCUCUUCAGAUUUUCAUGCAAAUAAAAACAAUUGCCCU